Messenger RNA from Orussus abietinus, 1494 nucleotides. Its product is annotated as pyruvate kinase. The transcript is spliced from 8 exons. The record is from RefSeq and is a predicted model, not a curated record. Lineage: Eukaryota; Metazoa; Arthropoda; Insecta; Hymenoptera; Orussidae. Gene Ontology annotation, cellular component: cytoplasm. Gene Ontology annotation, biological process: glycolytic process. The coding region runs from base 1 to 1494 and encodes 497 amino acids. Gene Ontology annotation, molecular function: pyruvate kinase activity; magnesium ion binding; potassium ion binding.
AUGGUAACUCUAGGCGAAAAUAAUUCCCAUCCCGAAGCUAUUUCGGAUAUCGUGUCCGCCGGCGCUGACAUGUUUCGACUCAAUAUGUCUCAUAAGGAUUGUAAAUGGCAUGAAUUGACUCUUCAGUCAGCCAGACGAACCGAAAAUAAACUCCACGAAAGAUGUCCCCUGUAUUUCCCGCUUGCGAUCGCGGUGGACCUUCGUGGUCCCGAAAUUCGAACCGGCAUAUUUCGCGGGGACUCGAAGAAUAUGGGGUUUGCUGAAUUAAAAGAGGGAAAUACCUUGAGACUACUUACGAAUAAAAAGGUGAAACUAGCUGGGACCGCCACUUGCUUUUGGGUGUCUUAUCCAGAUUUGCCGAAAAAAUGCCAAAUCGGAGACCAGAUAUUAUUAGACCGGGGGGCCAUGACUCUGCAGGUGACCGCAAUAGGCGAAGAUUUCGUGACAUGCAAGAUAUCGAAAGGUGGAAUCAUCAGGGAUGAAAAAAUAGUUCAUUUGAUUGACUCUGUGGUAGAGCUGCCCCAAGUCUCCGAACAAGACGACUUUGACAUUGCAUUCGCCUUGAACCAUAAAUCUGACUUUUUGAUAGUGUCUCAUGUACGUAGUAGUAAAAUGAUAUGUGCGGUCAGGAAUAGAGUCGAACAAAUAGGCUCCCGUCCAAUAUGCAUCCUAUCGAAGAUUUCCUCUCUACAAGGAGUGAAUUGUUUCGACGAGGUAUUGAAAGUGUCCGAUGGCAUUGUCAUCGAUGGAUCUGGAAUUGAAGUUGACACCGGACCGGAGAAAGUCUUUCUGGCUCAAAAGUCCAUUAUUGCAAAGUGUAACCAGGUUGGGAAGCCCGUGGUGGUGGUGCUCCACGUGGAAACCGAGUGCAGCCUGCAGGUGAGCACCGCUCACGUGGUUAACGCCGUUCUCGAAGGGGCCGACAGCAUCUUGCUAGCGACCGGGGCUUCGAGCGCGGAAAACACCAUUGAUCUCGUCAAGAAGGUCGACAAAGCUUGCAGAGAAGCCGAAUGUGCCAGGUGGCAAAGACAGCUCUUCCAGGAACUCAGUUACAAGGCCUCGAUACCUCUCGACCUGACGCACUCGAUCGCAAUCGCGGCCGUAGAAACAUCCAUGAAGUGCAACGCAGCCGCCAUUUUGGUGACCACGACUACAGGUCGUUCCGCCAUGAUGGUCUCCAUAUACAGGCCCCGUUGUCCAAUAGUGGCAAUUACUCGUUACAGUGCUGUUUCUCGAUUACUACAAAUUUCUUUUGGCAUCCACCCAAUUCAUUUCAGCCAUGCACCGCUGUCAGACUGGAAUAAGGAUAUGGACACUCGGAUUCAGUGGGGCAUGAAUUAUUUGCGGAAUGAAAAAUUCAUCGACACAGGUGAUGUCGUCGUCAUAGUGAGUGGAUGGUGCCAAGGCAGUGGAUUUACAAAUUCCAUUCGAGUAGUAUACGCUUCGCCCGGUGCAAUUCCUAAUCGAAUAGAAGACCUUGAAGUAUGUUGGUGA